Messenger RNA from Dermacentor albipictus, 2100 nucleotides. RefSeq names its product myophilin-like. Gene Ontology annotation, molecular function: actin filament binding. The record is from RefSeq and is a predicted model, not a curated record. Gene Ontology annotation, cellular component: actin cytoskeleton. Lineage: Eukaryota; Metazoa; Arthropoda; Arachnida; Ixodida; Ixodidae. Gene Ontology annotation, biological process: actin filament organization.
UCAUUGGCGGGGCAAGUGAGUGCGACAAACGGUUGCAUUACAUGCGUUUCGUGGAACGAGGGAAGAGAAAUCCGUCGGGGAAAAAGAAUGUAUCGAAUCCCACGCAGAACGACACAACGCCCCAUCCGUGCGCCGGCAGGCUAUUUACGUGGUUCGCCCCUCGAGACUCCCUUUCCCGAAGUUGUUGCUCACUUUUAAACUGAGCCAUCGCGCACUCACCCUCACCUUUUUUUUUUUCUGCCUGCAAGCUUUCUCUUUUUGUGUUCUUUCUGCUUUCGGCGCGCUAAGUUCUAUUUCCGGACGGGCCGAGUCGCCCAGCGCGUCCCGCGAAAAGUGCUCACGAGGGAACGUCGCAGGAUCGAGCAAGCGGCUGCGGAUAGUUUAGGCCUAUACCACCAAGAAGCCGGUGUCAUGCGGCAGCUCAAGCAGGCCGACGUGCAACAAAAGGAGUGGGAGGAUGACCUGCAGCCGCACCAGCGCGACAACACCAAGGAGAGCCAGAUUCUGAUAUGGAUCUGGAACUGCCUCGAGAUGGUCAGCUGCCUCGACUACGACCAGUUCCUCAAAGAUGGUGUGGCUCUCUGCAAGCUGAUGAAUCACGUGCGGCCUGGCUCGGUGACCAUGGAGGAAGUGAGCACCGGCAGCGACUUCCGUCAGAAGCGGCGCAACAUCGAGCUCUUUCUGCGCGCCGCCAAGUCGUACGGCGUCGAGGAGCGCCUGCUGUUCCAGCCCGAGGACCUGCUCUUUCUGCGGCACCUGCCCCGAGUCACCAGGUGCAUCUACGCCCUGGGAAAGCUGGUGGAUCAGGACUCGAGCUACAAGGGUCCCAAGCUGGGCGAGGAGCCCUACGACCCCGUGAACGCGGCGGCCGGUCGCCGUCGUGGAGGCAUGCCCAUCGGCGAUGACAUCUACGUGGCACACGUCAACGUCCGUGACGUCAUCCGCCGGCUGCCUUCAAUGACCGAAGGGGAAGACAUCAUAUCCAUCGGCUGAACUCCGCGCAGGCCACAGUGCUGAAUGCAGUGAAACAUUUGUAACCGGCGACAAAAAGUAAUGAGGGUCGGCUGCAGGGCCUCCAGAACCGGGACUUGUGUGUGUGUGUGGGGGGGGGGGGGGGGGGGAGUUCCACUGAUGAGUCGGGCGCACUUCACUUCGAGGGCUGACCCCCCUCUACCAUAAAAAACUAUUUAGCCUUGAUUUCGCAACAAAGAAAAAGUUUGCGUAAGCCGGAACGAGCCUAAGGUUUCGCGACAACUUUGUGUUACACUUCUAUAAUAAAACUAUUAACUAUGGUGCGGUCUGAUAUUAAAAUUGACAGGUCUGUGUUCUAUAGAGAUACCUUAAAACUGAAGAAACAUAUGUACAGGUGUAAUGUCGUGAUUGUUACAAAGCAGAGAAGUGCGCUCACUGGCCUGGCACUACACUAUUGUUUAAAGUGUCAUGCCAUAUAUCACGGUUCGGGCUCUGGUGUUAAAACAUAGCCUGCAGCUCAAGAAAUGUGUGCACGCAUGUUUUUACAGCUCUCAGUUGUACAGCCGGUGAGAAUAGAAACUAUACGUUCAAGAAUUAAGACAUUUAGUCCAAUGUUCGUUUCAUGUAUGCACACAGUCUGGUGACGUAUAACUCGCUAGAUAGCGACACCUACACUCUGCACAAUUGAGUGCCGUAAACAUCCGCGUGCAAUUUCCGCUGUCCUACAUAAUCACAACAGUGUCCUGCGCUUUCCAGCUUUAAAGUUAUUUUGUGCCCUCUCUCUUUCUGCCUCUGUAUGUCUAAGCAUCUUAGAUGAACUUGCUGUUGGCAUAGUUAAUAACUCAUUCUCGUAAAACAAAUUAGAGUACCAAAAAAAAACACACACGCAUCCACGCACACACCUGCGCAUGCAAUCACUUCAAAAAGACCCCCCCAGACACAGGCGCCUAUGUCUGGCGCCUGUGUCUAUGGGGCCUUCUUCGUUGAGUGCGUCUACGGGUGUGUGCAUAUGUGUGGGUGCGCUUUUUCUUUUCUUACUCUAAUUUGUUUUGCCAGAAUGUCUAAGUAGCUGCAUAUAUAAUGACAUCGCGUUUAGAACCAAUUAAAACAUUUAUCUUUUAAGCCCUU